This is a messenger RNA of Phytophthora nicotianae INRA-310, 312 nucleotides long. RefSeq lists its product as hypothetical. The transcript has 2 exons. The coding region runs from base 1 to 312 and encodes 103 amino acids. Lineage: Eukaryota; Oomycota; Peronosporomycetes; Peronosporales; Peronosporaceae. The record is from RefSeq and is a predicted model, not a curated record.
AUGCAGCGUCGGAUGGAAGCGCGUUGGAGCCGGUACCCGACGGGUGAAGUGGAGUUUCGAGCGCUGAAGAAGAUGAAGACGCCCCCAACGUGGAGUCGGACGCAGACUCACUCGACGCAAGACGAGCGAUGCCGUGAAGGCAAGGCGACUGACCUCGAGGACUUCCUGUGUUCUUUGUCUCAGAUGUCUGAUCUGGAAAAGAAGCAGAUCAUUAUUACGUGGCUAGCAAUAUUAAUGAAGACUGACACUGCUAUGCGGCGCCGCGGAACUGGUGUGCCGCAAGUCUUCUCGUACUACCUUCCACUAUUAUGA